AGCGGCUAGCAGCGCGUCCCGCGCUGGAGCCGCAGUCGCGCCCUCUCGCUGCCUAGCGAAGGCGCGGAGGCGAGCACGGAGGAGAGCAGCCUCGGGCGCCGCCGCAACCGUCAGGGCAUCAGAAUGGCGGUGGGCUCUGUCAAGAUGCAGCCGCCUUGUGAGAGCCCAGCCCUGGCCUCGGCGGCUCCGGUCGACGGCCCCCUGCGCCGCAGCCCGAGCGCCUGGGAGCCGGAGCGCGAGCCGUCCGCCGCGUCUCUGCGGCCGCGCCUCAGGGACCUGCCUGCGCUGCUGCGGAGCGGGCUCACGCUGCGGAGGAAGCGGAGCGCCGCCGGGGCCCGGACUCUCUCAAGAAGAAUUUCUAAUCCAUACCUUGAACAUAGUCCUUCUCAGAUUUAUGGAGAGAAUUCUUCCUGUGCAGGAAGAGCAUUAAGGAAUAUUAUUAUCGUUCAAGCAGCUGACCUGGUAAAGGACAGAGUGAAUCUCAAGGGGUUUUACAGGAGAAGCUGUGUGGGGUCAGAGCUGGUUGACUGGCUCCUGGAACACUGUCCUUUUGUCCAGUGUAGAUCUAUGGCCAUUGGGGUCUGGCAGCUCCUACUGGAUAUGGGGAUUAUGUCAUCAGUGGACCAACAUCUGUACUUUCAAGAUAAUUAUGUUUUCUACCAGUUUUCUUCGGAUGAAUGCAGCUACCUGUACUGUGAAUUCGAAAGAGAGGAAGAAUGGCAAAAGGGCGUGAAGCUUUUGCUGGAGCUUGUGCAUCUCAUUCCUGCGAGGGCCGGCAUCUGUGACCUGUCUCACCAGAAAGCGGAAGACUCAGAAGAAAGCAGUGAUGAAAUUCUUGCUCGGCUAACAUCUGCGGUGCAGAGAGAGCUAGCGGCUGUUAUUGCUUUGAAAGCAAGAAAGUCUGCACUUGAGCAAGAUGAUGAAAACGCCGACAAGCAUGAAACCCUGACGGAGGCUAACGACGGUCCCGAUCCUCAGGCUGGGGUGAUGUGCAAGCUUCAAGAGAGAGAUGAUAUCGGACGUAUUGAACUGGUCCACAAGCUGGCAAGAGAAAACUGUCAAUUUUUACAGGCAGACAAAAAAGAAUCAGAGAAGUUGGAGCAGCAAGAUGAUGAAGUGACGAUGGUUCAGGUUAAAGAGCAAGGCCAGAGCGUCCUGGUGCUGAAGAAAGUAGCAAGCUGUGGCCCAGCCCCCACCACGGGGAGUGUGGAGAGCGACGCGAGAUAUGUGGUGGUGUCUGGUACCCCGGAGAAGAUCUUGGAGCACCUUUUGAAUGACUUGCACCUUGCAGAGGUUCAGCACAAAGAAACAGAGACGCUCCUUGAUGACUUCCUCCUCACGUAUACCGUAUUCAUGACAACCGAUGACUUGUGCCAGGCGCUGUUAAGACACUAUUCUGCUAAGAAGUAUCAAGGGGAAGAAGAAAACUCAGAUGUCCCUUGUCGGAAGCGCAAGGUCUUACAUCUGGUUUCCCAGUGGAUUUCUCUGUACAAAGACUGGCUACAUGAAGAUGAGCAUUCAAAAAUGUUUCUAAAGACCAUCUACAGGAAUGUGCUGGAUGACGUCUAUGAAUACCCGAUUCUUGAGAAAGAACUGAAAGAGUUUCAGAAAAUACUCGGCAUGCAUCGCCGCCACACUGUUGAUGAAUACUCGCCACAGAAGAAGAAUAAAGCCCUUUUCCACCAAUUCAGUCUUAAGGAGAACUGGCUCCAGCAUAGAGGAACUGUGGCUGAAACAGAGGAAAUUUUUUGCCACGUGUAUGUAACGGAGCACUCCUACAUCAGUGUGAAGGCAAAAGUUUCGAGUACAGCCCAGGAGAUCCUGAAGGUCGUGGCGGAGAAGUUGCAACGUGCCGAAGAGGAUCUGGCUCUGGUGGCCAUUACGUUCUCUGGAGAAAAGCAUGAAUUUCAGCCAAAUGACUUGGCCAUUUCCAAAUCUCUGGAGGCAUCUGGUCGGAUAUAUGUCUACCGGAAAGAUCUGGCUGACACUUUGAAUCCUUUGGCAGAAAAUGAGGAAUCACAGCAAAGGUCAAUGAGGAUUUUGGGAAUGAACACUUGGGACCUUGCUCUGGAAUUAAUGAGUUUUGAUUGGAGUCUGUUCAAUUCAAUCCACGAGCAAGAGCUGAUCUACUUCACGUUCAGCAGACAGGGGAACGGAGAGCACACUGUGAACCUCAGCCUUCUGCUCCAGAGAUGUAAUGAGGUCCAGCUCUGGGUGGCCACGGAGAUUCUGCUCUGCAGCCAGCUAGGCAAGCGUGUACAGCUGGUGAAGAAAUUCAUCAAGAUUGCAGCUCACUGCAAAGCCCAGCAAAAUCUAAACUCUUUCUUUGCCAUCGUGAUGGGUCUCAACACCGCCUCUGUCAGCCGGCUGUCACAGACCUGGGAGAAAAUUCCUGGGAAGUUUAAGAAACUUUUCUCUGAACUUGAGAGUUUAACUGAUCCUUCCCUAAACCACAAAGCCUACAGGGACGCGUUCAAAAAGAUGAAGCCACCGAAAAUCCCUUUCAUGCCCUUAUUGCUUAAAGAUGUAACAUUUAUUCAUGAAGGAAAUAAAACAUUCCUGGAUAAUCUGGUCAAUUUUGAAAAGCUGCACAUGAUCGCGGACACUGUCCGAACCCUGAGACACUGCAGGACUAACCAGUUUGGAAGUGACAUGUCUCCCAAGGAGCAGCAAGAGCUGAAGUCCUAUGUCAACCACCUGUAUGUCAUCGACAGCCAGCAAGCCCUGUUUGAGCUCUCUCACAGGCUGGAGCCUCGAGCCUGAGCUGUGCCAACCUGCCCUGCAUCUGCAACUCCUAGAGCACACGAAGGCCUCCAUUCAGUACGUUGCUUCCUGUAAGAAAAGAGGCUGCUGAGUUCUAUCAGCAUAUCAAGAGACAAGUGCAGGAAAGCCAGCCAAAGCACAUUCAGGAAGUGAUGUCAGCCACCAGAGGCGGGAGAGCUCCCCCCACUGCUGUCAGAGAGAAGAUAGGAGUCAGAGCAUCCUUGGAACAGGAUCUUUCUUAUGAUGAUGAUUUCAUUCCAGUCCAAGUUUCAGCUUAUGAGAAAGGAGCCAGCAUUAGGAGGCGAUUGUUCGUAUAGCAGGAAGGACUGUCACUCUGACUGAUCACCUUACUGCUGAUUGGCUGUCUGCUCACCUUACUGCUGAUUGGCUGUUAAGAGACUGGAAUACCUGUGCAUAGUAGGGGCAUCUCCAGAUGCUCCAGGAAGAGGAGAGGCCUCUGUUGCUAUAAACUUAACAUUUCCCUGGAGGGCAUGUCCUUCUGUGCAAAUAAGAAAUGCGUGGCACACACGUCUUUGCAUCCACAAUCAUUACCAAUGUAUACACAGAUGAAGUAGUUUCUGUACCACUGAUGUACUUCUGUAAGCAAGGAAGACUGAGUUUCUCAUCCAAUAAGGAGCUUGGCAUUGUUCAGUUUCUAUGAACUUUCUUUACAUAUAUUUUUUGUGGUUGUUGAGUGCAAUUUUCAGAAAAACACAGGGCCUGGAUCGUGGGUACUCAGUGUUAGCUUACUGGGGCGACAGAAUUUCCAGUUUCUGCAUUCUGGUGUCUGAUGGAGUUGUGGUGUUUGACAUUACUUCACCAGGCUCCUUGCCUACAGAAUGCAGAACAUCAGCCCGUGAAGGAGGGUUUGUGAAGCUGCGUAUAUGAAGCUUAACAGUUUGCUAGACUCAGUAAUUGAUGAGUAUCCAGAGAUGCCUAAAGUCUCACUCACUUGGGGAGUUAGAGCCCCGAAGUCAGUGUCCCAAGGGAAGCCAGCGUCUUUCUUCAAUUUACCUUUUACCUUCUUAUUCUUUGUUUUUAUAAAUUGGGCCUCAUAUACCAAAUAAGACCUCUUAGAAUUCUCAAGGACUAGUUAGAGGAUUUCCCUGAAUCCUCAAGUAAACAAAAAGCUUGUAGUUAAAACAAGCCUGCUCUCCCAUAAGCUGGACACUAGUUCCUUUGCUAUGUGCACCCGUCUGAGUAUUUGGUCUGUGCAUUUGCAGUCUUGAAUAUGGGUAUACUGUUCACACCCUUGGGGUUCUGGGGUGGGACAGGGAGCUGUGUCCACCCAGACCUGCUUCCUACUCUCUUCAGCGCCUGGUCCACUCUCAUUACCAAGGUCUGAGCUAUACCUGUUGCCACCUGACUUCCUGAGAGCUAUGCUGUUCCCUGGUCUGGGGUCCAGUGAGCCUGAGACACUGCUAGAAGGAACCAUAUGGGGAAAGCUCUUGGUAGAGCUUUCAGAGAGAUCGCAUCUAAUCUAGUACAUAAACUUUCAGCCCUAGAAACUUACAGGGGUUUAUAGAAACACCCCAACUGAGGGCAAUUAACUCAGAAAAUGUUUCACAACUCUGAGUGCCAGUGCAUGAGACCAGAGCUACAGAGCCAGGGAAAGCAGGCUGUCCUGACCUGUGGACGAGCACAACCUCUGAGAACAGUGCACACUUACAGCACAAACACGCAUGUCUUCCCUCCAAGCUAGCAACUGGGACUGGGAUAGUGUAUCAUACCUGGCAUUAUUAGCUCUACAUCACUUCAAGCAGACCCUAUAGAACUCAUUGUAGAUGGAGAUCUGUUUCAGUAGAACACUGUCUAGGUUCCAGCUCAGCUGGCCUACACAAGCCACGCCUUCAUCAUGCUUAACACACUUAGAGAAAUCUGCAGGACAUGAAUGGGAAUUACCCUGGAGAGCAUGGGUUGAGGCUGCUUUUCCAUCCAAAGCAAAAGUCUGAUGGGAUUUGUUUUCCCAUUCUGUCUCCAGAGUAAAAUCUCUAAAUCCUUCUCAACUUUAACACCUGUUUCUAGGGAUUUCCAAGGCAGCAGAUUUAGGAACUUCAAAAGCUUUCCAGAAUCUUAAAUCUUAAAACUAAAGUUCAGAAUGGUCAGCUUCCACGGGAAGCUCUUCCUAAGGAAGCCAAGCAAUGUAUAGGUGUCCACAGGAGUUGGCACUCCCAUGUGUGGGGUAGCCCGAUUCCUUCUCCAAAGCCCCUGAGGUGUUCCCAGACUCAGUGCUACUAUCCCAGAAGAGUGGACCAGAAGAUGUCUGAGGUCUCUUCCAGUUCUCCUUUGGAUUUUUAUGAUUUCAUGGAUCUCCAUUCUCAUCCUAGAUCCUGUAUAACUGACAUCUUCAAUGAGUGAUAGAUACCUUGGCCUCUUUCUGUUGACAACACAGCCCUCAAGGGGUCCUGUGGGUUUUUGGAUUUUGUUCCUGCCAUGCAGCUCAGCUUGCAAGUUCCUACCAGAGUCAGAACACAAGUCACGAACUUCCCCAACAUUUCAAAGGAUGCACACACAUUUGCAGAUGCUCCACAGCCUCUGAGUGUGACCUUGCCGAAUGGCUACCGUAGCACACAGAGCUCUUGUGGCUGCCUGAGUGCCAGCCCUGUGGUUUUGUACAGCAACACUUGGAGCAAAUGGCACAAACCACGCAAGCUUAUCACAAUUGGGCAAGAUCUAAGUUUAGAAGACAAGGGCCUCUGUAGCUGUCCAACAUAGAAUUUCUUCUCAACUUCAAAGACAUGUCCUCAAAAUUUCAGCCUACUCAGUAAUGAGUAGGCCAGUUUUGCUCUAGAGAGAACACAUUUUGAAAAUUGCCAAAAAGUCAGAAGAAAUGUACGACUGUAUAAAGUAAAGCUGUAUAUACUAAGCAUUUUUAGCAGAGUAAUAUUUAUUUGCAUAGCCUAUUUAUUGUAUUCGUAUUACACUGUUAUUAAAUACCGGGAUGAAAUCAAUGACCAGAAGCAAGGACUCUUGCCUUUGGGCAUCUCAUUGCUUAGGACUGCUGUGAUGCUGUCAGCUUGGGAUAACAAUUAGAAAAUAGAAAGCCCACAGUCCGGGCGUCUACCUAACUUCUCAGGGACUACACCUCGUAGUUUUCCACCAUUAUAAGAGCUGGUAAAUAUGAAACAUUUGUUGAGUUACCAGACUGCCAUUGACAGUGUUUGAUUUCUCAUAGUUCAUGCUUUCUGCCUCUGUGUAUAUGACUGUGCUGUGUAUUUAUCAAAGUAGGAAGCAAUAAUUUAUAUGUAAAAAUGGCCAAGCAAUAUAAGGUUAAAACUUACGUAAGUAACCAUUACCUUAUCUUGUAUUUUCAAGUGUUUUUUAAAUCUGCUUUUCCAAAUAUAAGACUAUGUUAAAGAUA
This is a messenger RNA of Apodemus sylvaticus (European woodmouse), 6124 nucleotides long. It is a transcript of the gene Rapgef5, whose product is annotated as Rap guanine nucleotide exchange factor 5. Gene Ontology annotation, molecular function: guanyl-nucleotide exchange factor activity. Bases 124 to 2763 code for a protein of 879 amino acids. The record is from RefSeq and is a predicted model, not a curated record. Lineage: Eukaryota; Metazoa; Chordata; Mammalia; Rodentia; Muridae. Gene Ontology annotation, biological process: positive regulation of GTPase activity; Ras protein signal transduction. Gene Ontology annotation, cellular component: plasma membrane. The transcript is spliced from 26 exons.